Molecule: messenger RNA, 3520 nt
Organism: Ooceraea biroi (clonal raider ant)
Lineage: Eukaryota; Metazoa; Arthropoda; Insecta; Hymenoptera; Formicidae
Biological process (GO): telomere maintenance; DNA repair
Molecular function (GO): DNA helicase activity
Source: RefSeq, a predicted model, not a curated record
UUUCAAGAACAUGAUUCUCAAUGUUAUGAUAAUGAAGAAAAUAACAUUAAGAAAACACGCGAGGCAUUAUUGACUCAAAUGUCGCAAACAGAUGAAUAUUAUGAACAAUGUACAAUAUAUCCUAUGUAUGAAAAAAGAAUAAAUGAACCUGCAACUAAACUUUAUCAAAUGAAGAAAAUUCAAGAUAUUCCAUUGGAUAAUCAUAAUAAAGAUUUGGGUACAAAAUGUUUUCCUGAUUUAUAUCCAUAUGGUGUAAAUGGACAGCAUGAAGAUAGAUGUGUCCGGAUAACUGAUUUCGAAUAUAUUAAAUUAAGACUUAUGUCGGAACACUCGGAAUUUCGGACAAAUCCACAAUUUCUUUUCUAUUCAUUACAUGAUACCAAUAUGCGACAAUUAAAUGCUGGCAUAUUUCAUAAACUGAAUGUUACUAAUCCUCGUGAAAAGUAUACAGCUGCUACUUAUUUGGAGCAAUUAUCUACCCAGCAGCUUGAAUCUAGCUUAAGUACUAUAUUUUCUAAGUUACGGAAUACAGAACAAUAUUGGAGAAUACAUAGAGGCAAUUUGCGUUGUAUGAUAAAUAAUUACGGACCUGCUACUUGGUUUCUUACUCUUAGUCCAUGCGAAUGGUUAUGGACCGAUUUGAUAGAAUAUCUUCGAGAAAUAAAUGAACCAAUUUCCAAUGAAAAAUCUGCAAACGAACUUAUUACAUUCGAUCCUGUAUCAACUUCCAGAUUCAUAGAUAAUAAAUUUAAAGCUAUGCUUGAUUUUAUUUGUUCACCUGAUAAUCCAAUCGGAGAGGUCACUCAUUACUUUUGGCGUCGUGAAUAUCAAGGCAGAGGUAUGCAGCAUUUUCAUUUGUUAAUUUGGAUAAAAGAUGCUCCGGUAAUUGGUACAUCUUCUAAUGAAGAAAUUGCAUCUUUUAUCUUAAAAUAUGUCACUUGUAGAAUGCCAAAUAAAGAAUUAUCACCGGAAUUAUAUCGACGUGUAAAUACACAUCAACGACAUAAACAUAAUGAUUACUGCUUGCGUACUAAAAAAACUAAAGUAGGUUUUUCGAAAGUAUGCAGGUUUGGCUUUCCAAGAUCCGUAGCAAAUACUUUGAAAAUUAGAGAUGUUGCUGUUUCAAUAGCGGAUAGAAGAAAGUUGAAAACAAAAAGCAGAUUGUAUGAUCUGCCACGAUCCAAAGAAGAAAUCAAUAUUAAUGAUUAUAAUCCAGCUAUACUUGUUGCUUGGGAAGGAAACAUGGAUAUUCAAUUUGUAGGUGAAAAAUCUACGUUAUUAACUUGGUAUACUACAAAAUAUGUUUCCAAAGCAGAAAAGAGUAAUAAUGCAGAAGAUACAUUUCAAAAGAUAAAUUCAACAAAAUCGUUGAGAAGUUGUCUUUGGAAUAUUGGAGUGCGCAUGUUGAAUCACAGGGAAUGUGGAGCUCUUGAAGCUGCUGACACUUUGUUAGGAAUAUCAUUAUACGGUACUGACAAGGAAACGACUAUAAGAUGGUUAGAUGUAAAUAUGAUUAGAAGUAGAAAAGGUAAGUCUCGCAAAGAGAUUGAAAUGUUAAAUUUUCAAUCUAUCGAUAUUUUUUGUCCUUCUUUAAUUGAUACAUAUUAUCCGAGCAGACCUAAACAACUAGAAUCUACUAAUUUGUAUGAUUAUGCAAAAUGGUAUGAUAUUACGAAAGCUAAACCAAUUUCUACGAAAAUAAAGUAUUACGUGCUCGGUGAAUCUUUAUAUUUAAAGAAACGUAAACGUGGAUAUCUUAUCAAUCAUUACAGAUACAAUGUCCAUACUCAACCAGAGAGAUAUUAUUUUUCAUUGUUGUUAUUAUUUCAGCCUUGGAGAGAUAUUAGUGAAUUAAAGAAUGAAUGUGAUAGUUAUGCAGAAGCAUUUUCUUUAGUACAAUUUAAAUUUAAAGAUGCUCUUCAGUAUCACGAAAGAAUAAUCGACAUUCAGCAAGGUAUGGAUAAUAUUGGAGAAUUAAUUCAAGAAAAAAUUACAGAAAUUAGAAAAGAUGAAAAGGAAAAUGACUGUCUUGAAAAUUGUCCAUUAGAAUGUGUUCCUGUCGAAGUUGAAGGGGCAAUGAGGGACUUUAAAGAUGUUGGUAAUAAAAGUGAAGUUAACGUCGAUGAAAUGGUGACGCAAUUAAAUACUGAUCAAAAACGAAUCUGUGAUAGAAUUACUGCUGCUUUAUCUGAUACUAAUAAUAAUGAAGUUCUUCGACUUUAUGUUAGCGGUGAAGGUGGUACUGGAAAGAGUUUUUUGAUCAAAACUAUUAGAUGUUGGAUUAAAAAAUAUAUUACAGACAAAGACACAGCGGUAACUGCACCAACCAGUAUAGCAGCUUUUAAUAUUGAUGGACUUACUAUUCAUAGAUUAUUUCAAUUGCCAGUAGAACAUGGCCGUACUGCUAAAUAUAAACAACUUUCUGAUAUAGCUCUUAAAGUUAUACGGGACGAACUUAAUGUUGUUUUAAUAAUUAUCGAUGAAGUUUCAAUGAUUUCAAAUAUCACUUUAAUGUACAUACAUCUUCGACUAACAGAGAUAUUUAAUACCAUGGAUUGUGAUAAUGGAUGGUUCGGCAAAAAACAUAUACUUCUUUUUGGAGAUUUAUUGCAACUUCCACCUGUACAUGAAGAUCCGCCUUUUAUUGAAUUAGCAAAAUUACAAAUUCAGAAGUAUGUUGGUGCAAUGGGCUCUGUAAAUUUAUGGUCUUUAUUCACUUAUGAUGAAUUACAAAUUAAUGUGCGACAACAAGGUGAUGACUCUUAUCGACAUAUAUUAACGAGAAUUCGAGUUGGAACAGUAACAGAAAAUUUACCAAUGGAUGCAGUUUGUUUACUUCCAACUUGUGCAUUAUGUGAUAUUUUGAAUACUGCAAUGUUAGAUCGUAUUUCUUCGGAUAAGAUAGAACUCGUUGCUCAAGAUCUGGCAGAAUGUGCAUCAUAUUUAAAGAAAAAAGUUAUGAAAAUAUUAAAUAAAGACGAUGAAGAUAGUUCUCGAACAGCUGGAUUAGUAAGAAUCAUAACUGUCAAAGUAGGAGCGCGUGUAAUGAUUAGAAAAAAUAUCGAUAUUAGUUUAGGUCUUGUGAAUGGUACCAUUGGUACAAUUACAUCAAUUAUACGUAGCGCAAUUGACAAUAAAGUAGAAAAAAUAAAGAUAAGAAUGUCAUCAGGAAUAGAGCAUAUUAUAGAACGUGUAAGUGUCAAAUUUGAAGUAAUGGAUAGAGCAUUUGUUAUAAGAAAACAAUUUCCUAUAUGUCUAAGUUAUGGUAUGACUAUCCAUAAAAGUCAAGGCUUGAGUUUAAAGCAUGCUAUUGUGGAAGCUGGAAAUUCUAUAUUCAGUUGUGGACAAAUAUAUUAUGUCGCUCUUUCACGAGUGACUACGUUGAGUGGAUUGCACCUUAUAAAUUUUGAUCCCCCUCUUCUGUAAAAGCAAAUGAGUUAGCUAUAAUAGAAUAUAACAGAUUACGAAUACAAUACAGGCCAGAUCUUAUUCAUAUUAAUAUUUUGAAACAACGUGUUCA